GCAGCAGGAGGCUGGCCUGUGGCCAAGAAUGCAUGGUGGAGGGGGCCUGGAGGGGGACUGCAGCUCCUCCUCUUCCUGCUUCCUCCCUGCUCCACCCCGUGCCUAGGGCAGCACGAAAGCCAAUUGCUAGCAGACUCCCUGCCUAGCAAGGCCCAGCCUGGGGCAGAAAUGGCUGCAAGUGGCCGAGGUCUCCGCAAGGCUGUGGCCGCCUCUCCCUUCCCAGCUUGGAGACGAGCUCACACGGAAGCAGGGGGAGGUCUGAAGCCUGAGUAUGAUGCGGUGGUGAUAGGAGCAGGACACAACGGACUGGUGGCUGCAGCGUACCUGCAGAGACUGGGGGUGAACACCGCCGUCUUCGAGAGGCGCCAUGUGAUCGGGGGUGCGGCUGUCACUGAGGAGAUCAUCCCAGGGUUUAAGUUCUCCCGCGCGUCCUACCUGCUCAGCCUGCUGAGGCCGCAGAUUUACACUGAUCUGGAGCUGAAGAAACAUGGGCUGAGGCUUCAUCUUCGAAACCCCUACUCCUUCACCCCCAUGCUGGAAGAGGGUGCAGGCAGCAAGGUGCCCAGGUCCCUUCUGCUGGGCACAGACAUGGCAGAAAACCAGAAGCAGAUCGCCCAGUUCUCCCGGAAGGAUGCCCAGGUCUUUCCCAGAUAUGAGGAGUUCAUGCAUCGCUUGGCAUUAGCCAUUGACCCUUUGCUGGAUGCGGCUCCCGUGGACAUGGCAGCCUUCCAGCGUGGCUCCCUGCUGCAAAGGAUGAGGUCGUUCUCCACCCUCAAGCCCCUGCUGAAGGCAGGCCGCAUCCUAGGAGCCCAGCUUCCCCGAUAUUACGAGGUCCUCACAGCUCCCAUUACCAAGGUGCUGGAUCAGUGGUUUGAGUCUGAGCCUCUAAAAGCCACUCUAGCCACAGAUGCUGUGAUUGGAGCCAUGACAAGUCCCCACACUCCGGGGAGUGGGUAUGUGCUGCUGCAUCAUGUGAUGGGAGGCCUGGAGGGGAUGCAGGGGGCCUGGGGCUACGUCCAGGGGGGCAUGGGUGCCCUCUCUGAUGCCAUCGCAAGCUCAGCCACCACACAUGGAGCAAGCAUCUUCACUGAAAAGACAGUGGCGAAGGUGCAGGUGAACAGUGAAGGCUGUGUUCAAGGAGUUGUGCUGGAAGAUGGCACAGAGGUGAGAAGCAAAGUGGUGCUGUCCAACACAUCACCGCAGAUCACCUUCCUGAAGCUGACGCCACAGGAUGAAGAGGAUUUCUGGAGAGAGCGACUGAGCGAUCUUCCUGAGCAAAGAAAGAAGGCAGCUUCCUUGGGGCCUUGGACAUCUGAGGCCUUUCAUGGAGCCUUCUCCUUCCAGGAGUGGCUUCCUGAGGAGUUCCUGGAGAGAAUCUCUCAGCUGGACACCCGGUCGCCUGUCACCAAGAUCAAUGUGGCCGUAGACAGGCUGCCCAGCUUCCUGGCGGCCCCCAAUGCUCCCAGGGGCCAGCCGCUGCCGCAUCACCAGUGCUCCAUCCACCUGAACUGUGAAGACACCCUCCUCCUUCAUCAGGCCUUUGAAGAUGCCAUGGACGGCCUGCCUUCCCACAGGCCUAUAAUUGAGCUCUGCAUCCCUUCCUCGCUGGACCCCACCCUGGCUCCCUCCGGCUGCUACGUAGUCUCCCUCUUCACUCAGUACACGCCCUACACGCUGGCUGGAGGCAAGGCCUGGGACGAGCAGGAGAGAGACGCUUAUGCAGACAGAGUGUUCGAUUGCAUCGAGGUCUAUGCCCCUGGCUUCAAGGACUCUGUGGUUGGCAGAGACAUCCUCACACCACCAGAUUUGGAAAGAAUCUUCGGGCUUCCUGGGGGGAACAUAUUCCACUGCGCCAUGUCCCUGGACCAGCUCUACUUCGCCCGCCCCGUGCCCCUGCAUUCUGGCUACCGCUGCCCUCUCCAGGGCCUGUAUCUCUGUGGAAGUGGGGCUCAUCCUGGAGGAGGUGUGAUGGGAGCUGCUGGGCGAAAUGCAGCACAUGUGGCCUUUAGGGACCUCAAGAGCAUGUGACUCUGAACCAGCUCUGACCCAGGAAGAAGACUCCACCCCUGAAUUCCAAGUGCUCCAUUGGAUCAGCUUCCCAGGAAGUUCAGCUUCGGGUUAGUACAGAAGGCCACCACAAUGCUCAAGAAAUUAUUUUAGAAAAAACGUAUGAGUUACAUUUAGUCCAAGUUACCUUAUGCCCAUGCCUCCAUACAUGGACUGGUUCUGUUUUAUUAAAACUAAUAUUUCAUACAGAU
This is a messenger RNA of Pongo pygmaeus (Bornean orangutan), 2258 nucleotides long. It is a transcript of the gene PYROXD2, whose product is annotated as pyridine nucleotide-disulphide oxidoreductase domain 2. The record is from RefSeq and is a predicted model, not a curated record. NCBI's taxonomy places the organism in Eukaryota, Metazoa, Chordata, Mammalia, Primates, Hominidae. The coding region runs from base 169 to 2028 and encodes 619 amino acids. The transcript is spliced from 16 exons. Gene Ontology annotation, molecular function: oxidoreductase activity.